Scleropages formosus (Asian bonytongue) is the source of this 2697-nucleotide messenger RNA. RefSeq names its product eukaryotic translation initiation factor 1B (gene eif1b). Gene Ontology annotation, molecular function: translation initiation factor activity. Lineage: Eukaryota; Metazoa; Chordata; Actinopteri; Osteoglossiformes; Osteoglossidae. The transcript has 4 exons. Bases 190 to 531 code for a protein of 113 amino acids. The record is from RefSeq and is a predicted model, not a curated record. Gene Ontology annotation, biological process: translational initiation.
GCGAAGAAAAGCUGUUCGUCGGCCAUUUUGUGAGUGCGUCUGCCGGAGUGUAGGGCUGCCUUUGUUUUUUGUUUUCACCCUUUUUUAAAACUCACUUUCGCUAAUUUUAGAAGCCACUGCUGAGCCAAACGAGGCGGCACACAAGCCCCGGUAGAUUUCAUCUCCGCACAGCUCUCGCCCUAAUAUCGCAUGUCCACUAUCCAGAACCUCCAGUCCUUCGAUCCCUUUGCUGAUGCAACUAAGGGUGACGACCUGCUCCCGGCCGGGACCGAGGAUUACAUUCACAUAAGGAUCCAGCAGCGGAACGGCCGCAAGACCCUGACCACCGUUCAAGGCAUAGCUAAUGACUACGACAAGAAGAAGCUUGUGAAAGCUUUCAAAAAGAAAUUUGCCUGCAAUGGCACUGUGAUUGAGCACCCCGAGUACGGGGAGGUCAUCCAGCUUCAGGGAGACCAGAGGAAAAACAUCUGCCAGUUCCUCCUUGAAGUUGGCAUCGUCAAGGAGGAGCAGUUGAAGGUCCACGGAUUUUAAAGCCACGCUGAUGCCACCGAGACCCCAGCAGGCUGUGGCAUCUGAAGUCCCCCUCAAUAUGUAUCGAACAAUAAAAGUUUAGCAACAUGUCUGGAAUUUGCUGAGAGGCAAUAAACACACUUUUUUGUUUGCACACAACCAGAAUUAAACUCAUAACUGAAUGAUGUUAGGUUAUUUCUACAAAAUAAAGAAUCAUGACUUUGGUAGGCAUCUGCGGUGUGGAGGUCCAGUUCUGUGAUUCUUUGUCAAAGUGUUGACAGCAAGGUAGUCAGUGACAUGUCCCUGCUGCUUGCCUUUACCUGGUCAUACCAGGGUGUACAGGGGAAAUGGUGGUAAUGUUCUGGCUCUUUAUAUGAUAGACUCUAGGGUUCCCCAGUUGUGCCCUGUGGAAUAGUGGAGUGGUACCAUCCAGUAACAAUGCUGCUUUUGAUGUUUUCAAAGUUCCUCCUUAUCUAUGCAAUCUGUCUAAACCUGUCCUCUGACUGCGUUAGGAUACAUAGUGAUGCAGCCAGAGGCUGGAAUUCGAUCCUUCGUUGACUGACCUGGAUUCUGAUUUGGUUGUCAGCCUAGGCAUGUUGAGGUUAUAAAAGGCAACCUCUUGCCACCUCCUGAUGCCGUAUGGUUUACAGUUGCAAUGGUCCAGUGCAGGGCAGCUUUUGCCUCUAGCUGGGUAACAUCAGCUGUCAAUGGGACAGUGGGUUUGCUAGUAUGUUUAGGUACAUCCCAAUGUUAAAUGUGGAAGCUCUCAAAAGUGGUUGAUAUAUUCUGCCUGAAAUCUGGGGUGCUGGAAUUGUGAUCAGGUGGAGUGGAGCAUUGUUUUUAUUGCUUCAUUAGCAGGGGAAUUGUGAUUUUGCAAGAUGUAUUUUUCAUCCUGGUAAGAAUUGAUGAGCACUGUCACUUUCCCUUCUGCUGUCCAAGUUGUUGAUUGGCUUGUCAUGUGGUUUGGAGUUGAUGACCAAUGACUGUAGAGGGGAUAAUUGUGUUGGGUGUAUUCCGACAGCAGGCCUGGUAAUUUGCACUUCAUUGUCAGAUGUUUCACAGAAGUACCCAACACAAUUUUGAUGCUUAACAAUGCAAUAUAAACACUAAAAUUAGACUGACAUAUCUGUCUUGGAAAUGUCUUUUUUGCCUUUACUAAAACGUGAUGCUUCUGUAACUUUGAGCAAUUGAUUUUCACACCCCAGGGUUUAUUGGGGUGGGGGGGCUCUUCAGAUGCCUGAAAAUUGCAGGAUAAGGGGUUAAAAAAGUUUCCAGAAUCAUAUGACCUUUUGUUUUAGAAACCUUUUUCAGGGUGUGUGUUUAUUAGCCUCGGUCCAAGGUGUUCCCUCAGAGCUAAGUGUGACCAGUUGACCAAUACUGGGCAUGACGAAGCUCCUUACACCUCACGCAAACUCUCUAAACACCUGAUUUAAAGGCAGGCUGAUGAUAGUAAGGCAAACGGAUCUGAGAAUCUGGCCAUGCUCCCCAUAUCCAUCUUUGCAGUGAUGCAGUGACACGAUGUGUGACCUUUGAUUAUCCAGCGCUGAAUUAAACCUUAGCUUCCAGCUAGUGACCUCUGCUGUUUAGCGUAACCGCAAGUUACUGUGGUAUAAUGUACGCUGCUGCUGUGACUGGGUCAUGCCAAUCACAAUGAGUAUCUUCAGGUUAACUGUGUCAUGUCAUUUGUUAGACCAGGGAUUCCAUGAAUACCAGCAGAAGCGUACAUUUGACUAGAAAAAUAGGCAACCUGGACUCUUGCUGCAAAAUCUCCAGGCCUUCCCAUAAUUCCCCAGUGCUGUCAGAGAACAGACAUCGCUCCUUCAGGCCUUUCAAGUAGAAUUUGGUAUCAGCAGUCAACCAAAUCAGUAAUGCUUUUGUUUUGAUGUAGCAUUUCUCGUUCUCCAAUUGUCUGCUGGUCUAAUGUUUACAUUUUAACUCGGCAAUAAGAAAACCACCUCAGACAACUGUUGCUAAACUUUGAUUUUUGUUUUUUUGUAAUUUUCCCCUAUAUUUAUGAGUGUCUUCAGCUGGAAAGUUGCUGUGUGAGUGUAUGAUAUCUCUUGGAUACAUGCAUGAUUAGAGUGGAGUGCUUUAUUCUGGAUUUCUCUCUUUUUUUUGGUCCUCUUAUUUCAACAGCUUCUGUGUGAAUUUGUUUAAACCUUUCAAUAAAAUGAGGCAAUAAGUCCA